UUUGUUUCCACUGCAGAACUCAAGAAAAUAUCGUCAGUCACAGAAAGAAAUCUAGAGAAUGUUUGGAAAAGCAAGCGCAAAAAAUGAUGAAGUUAUCGAAUCAAAAAUUUUCGGAAGUGGAUGUGGGGGCCACUGUACGUGUUCCUGUACCUGAUGUUGACAGAGCACGUGGAUCGCCACGAAAUGUGCUAGCGGUGAUCACUCACGUUGAGGAUAAUCUGUACAAGCUUUGUACAGAAAGCGGUGUCUUAAAAUCCAAGUACACCAGAUCCCAGUUCAAUCCUUGUAAAGAAAAACUUCUCGAUAAAGACCAACUUUUGCACGGAGCCACAGAAAAGGAAAUCACAUUGCGUGAAGCUGCUGCUUGCGCUAGUCCCUCUGGUUCUCAGGGAUACCAACGAUGUCAGUGCAAAACCAAAUGCAAGACCAAGAAAUGUUUAUGUAAAUCGACAGGAAUAUUAUGUAAUUCAAAAUGCCAUGGAAGCCUGCCUUGUGAGAAUAAAGCAGACAAUUAGCA
Onthophagus taurus is the source of this 517-nucleotide messenger RNA. NCBI's taxonomy places the organism in Eukaryota, Metazoa, Arthropoda, Insecta, Coleoptera, Scarabaeidae. The record is from RefSeq and is a predicted model, not a curated record.